Molecule: messenger RNA, 1122 nt
Organism: Pistacia vera
Lineage: Eukaryota; Viridiplantae; Streptophyta; Magnoliopsida; Sapindales; Anacardiaceae
Product: N-carbamoylputrescine amidase
Exons: 9
Coding region: 202-1107 (301 amino acids)
Molecular function (GO): N-carbamoylputrescine amidase activity
Source: RefSeq, a predicted model, not a curated record
AUGAUAAUUGGAGUGGUAAAAUUUUUAAAACCCUUCCCGUGAUGGUAACCUACACCAAAAUCCACAAAAAUCCCAAAGUUGUUUUUGUCCCAGAAAAUAAAAUCUACAGACAAGAACCACAUUGACGGUGAGUUGGGGAAAAAGGUCAACAACCACCACUUCUUCACAUCUGAGUUUUGAAUUCUCGUCAAGAAAGUAGAAAUGGAGAAUGGAAGGAGAGGUGAAGUGGUGGUUUCAGCUCUGCAGUUUGCUUGCACCGAUGAUGUCUCCACUAAUGUUGCCACUGCUGAAAGGUUGGUUAGAGCUGCUCAUGCAAAGGGUGCAAACAUCAUCCUUAUUCAGGAACUCUUUGAGGGUUAUUAUUUCUGUCAAGCACAAAGGGAAGAUUUCUUUCAGCGAGCUAAGCCUUAUAAGGGACACCCUACAAUUCUCAGAAUGCAGAAGCUUGCAAAAGAGUUGGGCGUAGUGAUACCAGUUAGCUUCUUUGAAGAGGCAAACACUGCCCAUUACAAUUCAAUUGCUAUUAUCGAUGCUGAUGGAACCGAUCUUGGACUUUAUAGGAAGUCCCAUAUCCCAGAUGGACCAGGGUAUCAGGAAAAGUUCUACUUUAAUCCUGGGGACACUGGGUUUAAGGUUUUCCAAACUAAAUUCGCAAAAAUUGGAGUGGCAAUAUGCUGGGAUCAGUGGUUUCCGGAGGCAGCCCGAGCCAUGGUUCUGCAAGGUGCUGAGAUAUUGUUUUACCCUACCGCUAUCGGUUCUGAACCUCAAGAUGAUGGGCUUGAUUCUUGUGAUCACUGGAAACGAGUGAUGCAAGGGCAUGCUGGGGCUAAUGUGGUACCUCUAGUGGCUUCAAAUCGCAUUGGGACAGAAAUAAUUGAGACUGAGCAUGGUAACAGUAAAAUUACAUUCUAUGGGAAUUCCUUUAUAGCAGGACCAACUGGAGAAAUUGUUGCCACUGCUGAUGAUAAAGAGGAAGCAGUUCUUGUAGCACAAUUUGAUCUUGAUAAAAUUAAAUCCAAGAGAUGUAGUUGGGGAGUAUUUCGUGAUCGACGUCCACAAUUAUACAAAGUUCUUCUGACAUUAGAUGGCAGUAAUCCCUCAGUGUGAUUUUUGUGACCCUUU